Molecule: messenger RNA, 435 nt
Organism: Pipistrellus nathusii (Nathusius's pipistrelle)
Lineage: Eukaryota; Metazoa; Chordata; Mammalia; Chiroptera; Vespertilionidae
Source: the annotation of a GenBank genome assembly
AUGCCCAGGAUUGGGCAUGAGCCCCACCCCUGGAAGCCAGGUUGGCCCACAGCUGAGGCCUGGCACCCUCUAAUUCACCACACCGUGCACUCACCACCACCCUCCAGGUCCUCCAAUGAACCGAGCAAGGCCUGGCGCUCAGCCCACACCCCGGCGGGGUGCAGCUGGGAUUUGUGGGUUUCCCUCCCUAAUCCCUGCCUCUCCUCUGGUGUGGCACCAGGAGCCCGUAGGGAUGUGGGAGAUGAUGGAACCCCACUGCACCCUGCCGUUGUCCAUCAUCCGGGCAGAGGGGACGGUGGCCUGGCCUGCAGCCUGGAGGAGGAAGAUUCAGCAGUUGGGGGGAGUACAUGGGGGCUCCCCGAGAACCACAUGGGAAGGGAAGCGGGGGCUGGCUGCUGCUUUUCAGUCUGGCUUCCUGAAGGGAACAAGGACUAG